This is a messenger RNA of Archocentrus centrarchus (flier cichlid), 6489 nucleotides long. It is a transcript of the gene abcd2, whose product is annotated as ATP-binding cassette, sub-family D (ALD), member 2. Gene Ontology annotation, cellular component: peroxisomal membrane. Gene Ontology annotation, molecular function: ABC-type transporter activity; ATP hydrolysis activity; ATP binding. Gene Ontology annotation, biological process: very long-chain fatty acid catabolic process; long-chain fatty acid import into peroxisome; peroxisome organization. The record is from RefSeq and is a predicted model, not a curated record. The transcript has 10 exons. Lineage: Eukaryota; Metazoa; Chordata; Actinopteri; Cichliformes; Cichlidae. Bases 160 to 2373 code for a protein of 737 amino acids.
CGCAAAAAAGGAGCAUAAUGUAGCGGUACGAGUAUCGGACUCGCUUCACAUCAAUCCGGCCAUCAGAAGUCCCCCACUCUCUUUAUAUGUACGCGGUGAGUCUGGUCUGGGGGAUGGGUGCAGUAAGGGCUGGUUGCAGAGACGACUAACGCUUGAAAAAUGUCCAACAUCCUCGAUGCGGCGUCCAAAGUGAGAUGGGACCGCACCGCUGCGGCGAAGCGAGCCGUGUUUCUUGCGGUUGCUGCUUACGGUGUGAAAACGCUGUACCCCGUCAUCUGCAAGCAGCUCUGCAAAAGCAAAGAUCAUGGGAGUAAUCGGCGGGGUUCAAAGGCGGAGAACGGCUCCACUUGCACGGGGAAGACUCCGAUAGAUGCCGUGAUUGAUAGGAAAGCAUCCCCGGGGGUAAAUGCAGAUUUUUUCAAGCAGAUCCUGGAACUUGGUAAAAUCCUUUUUCCCAAGCUUGUUUCCAGAGAGCUCGCUUUGCUCUCCUUGCACUCAGUGGCGUUGAUAUCUAGGACGUUUCUGUCUAUUUACGUGGCAAGCUUGGACGGGAAGAUCGUCAAAACGAUCGUGGAGAAAAAACCCAAACGCUUCAUCAUCCAGCUGGUCAAAUGGCUCCUCAUUGCCAUCCCGGCCACGUUCGUCAACAGCGCCAUUCGGUACCUGGAAUGCAAACUGGCUCUGGCCUUCCGCACCCGGCUCGUGAACCAUGCAUAUCAGACCUACUUCACCGAUCAGACCUACUACAAAGUCAGCAACAUGGACGGGAGGCUCGCCAACCCGGACCAAUCUCUCACCGAGGAUGUGAUGAUGUUCUCCCAGUCUGUCGCCCAUCUCUACUCUAACCUCACCAAGCCUAUCCUGGAUGUGAUGCUGACCUCCUACACGCUGAUUCAGACCGCGAGGUCCAGGGGAGCCAACGCCUCCGGGCCGACCCUGCUGGCCGGGCUCGUGGUGUUUGCCACGGCUAAAGUCCUGCGUGCAUGCUCGCCCAAAUUUGGCAAGCUGGUGGCCGAAGAGGCGCACAGGAAGGGCUACCUGCGCUAUGUGCACUCUAGGAUCAUUGCUAACGCAGAGGAAAUAGCAUUCUACAGAGGACACAAGGUGGAGAUGUGUCAGCUGCAGAAGUGCUACCGGGCUCUGGCAGACCAGAUGAACCUGAUCCUGUCCAAACGUCUCUGGUACAUCAUGAUCGAGCAGUUCCUGAUGAAGUACGUGUGGAGUGGUGCUGGGCUCGUCAUGGUGGCUGUGCCCAUCAUCACAGCCACCGGCUUCGCUGACAGCGAAACAGCAGAUGGUCAGACUCAGGUGAUGGUGAGUGAGAGGACGGAGGCGUUCACUACUGCCCGGAACCUCUUGGCCUCGGGAGCCGACGCCAUCGAGAGGAUCAUGUCCUCCUACAAAGAGGUCACGGAGCUGGCAGGCUACACUGCGAGGGUCCACAACAUGUUUUUGGUGUUCGAGGACGUCCAGAAGGGCAUUUACAAGCGCUCUUCUGUAUCAGCCACAACGGGAACAGAGAAGAAGAGCAAGCCUGAGAUGCACAUAGAUGGACCUCUGGAAAUAAAGGGGGAAGUGAUUGAUGUGGACAAAGGUAUCGUGUGUGAAAACGUCCCAAUUAUCACACCAAAUGGAGACGUCGUUGUGUCUUGCCUGAACUUUAAGGUUGAAGAGGGCAUGCACCUUCUGAUCACAGGGCCUAAUGGCUGUGGGAAAAGCUCUCUGUUCAGGAUCCUCGGCGGCUUGUGGCCCGUCUACGGGGGCCGCCUACACAAGCCCUCCCCUCAGCAUAUGUUCUACAUUCCUCAGAGGCCAUACAUGUCAAUAGGUUCACUGCGGGACCAGGUGAUCUACCCGGACUCGGUGGUGGACAUGGCUGCCAGAGGCAUGAGUGACAAGGACCUGGAGGCCAUCCUGGCCAUAGUCAACCUCAAUCACAUUGUCACCAGAGAGGGAGGCUGGGAUGCUGAGCUGGACUGGAAGGAUGUGCUGUCAGGAGGUGAGAAGCAGAGGAUGGGCAUGGCCCGCAUGUUCUACCACAAGCCUAAAUAUGCCCUGUUGGAUGAGUGCACCAGCGCUGUGAGCAUUGAUGUGGAAGGAAAGAUUUUCCAGGCUGCCAAGGAUGCCGGCAUCUCCCUCCUCUCCAUCACACACAGACCCUCCCUGUGGAAGUACCACACUCACCUGCUGCAGUUCGACGGGGAGGGGGGCUGGCGCUUUGAGCAGCUGGACACGGCGACGCGCCUCUCGCUCACCGAGGAGAAGCAGCGGCUGGAGGCCCAGCUGGCUGGCAUUCCCGAGAUGCAGAAUCGCCUCAACGAGCUCUGCAAGAUCCUUGGAGACGACUCUGUCCUCAAAACAGCUGAGGAGUGAGGGUGGGGGAGGAGGAGGAAGAGGCCCAAGGGGGAGAUGAGAUGAGGAGAAAAGAAGAAGCUGGUGGGAGGAGGAGAUGUGAGGCUAUGAAAAACAAAGAAAUCAGUUUGUUAGUAGGCUUUUUUUUUUCUUUUUGCCCAGUUUGAUUUUUUUUCUUUCGCUCUGAGCCUCCCGUUAAAGCGUGAGAGCUCUCAAUGCCAGCUUGCCUUUGAGCUCUCCUUUCUCUCCUCCCUCUUCUUUUCAACCUCUCCUUUACAACGCUCCAAUCCGAGAAGUGGGGAGACUGAAGUGCAGUCAAAAAAGUAUUGUAAUGCACGCCGGCUGCAUCUUCAUUGGUAGAUUGUUUUUUUUUAAUGAUUGCUUUUAGCGUACAUAAUUGUCAGGAUCAAUCUGCUGCUGCUCAAAGUGGCACAAAUUAACCAAGACGAUGAAUUUGUUUGUUUUGUAGCACUUUACUCUGCUUUCAGAGGGCUGUUUGUGCUUGUCGUGGCAGCUCUGGGAGCUGCAUUUAGCUGGAAAAACCUUUUUAAAUGAAACCACUUUGGUGUCCAAAGCAGUAUUCCAGGCUUAGUACACGAGAUAUUUCCAGUUUCCACAGUUUAGCAGCAGAUUUUAGUUUUCCUGAACUUAAUGUUUAUAAAUUUGUUUCCAGAGCCACAGUACAAUCUGUUUCCUUAUAUCUCGUACUAGCCUUUGUUAGGUUGCACCCCCAUGAACCGCUGGUGCGGGCUCAGAUGCCGACUCUAUUAUUAGAACGAUUAGUGACGCAGGUCUGACUGCAGAACUAUAGGUUUCUGGUUUAUUGAACAAAUACAAUGAGAUAAAGAGGUCCAGUGAGGAAGAGCAGGCUGACGCUGCUACGAGAGGAUUUUUUUUUUUUAAGUAAACAAGCACACACACACACACACACACACACACACACAGAGAAGGGUGACAAAUUAAAGGAAAAAGCAGCAUUAGUAAGCUCACUCUACAUCAGAGUGUUUCAGCAUUGAGGCUAAGAGAUGCUAUUCAUUCGAGAUAUUUCCUGAUUUGGUGUUCAAUUUGAAGCUGGUUAUCUCAAACAUAGUAGACAAUAAGCAUUGAUAACAUUUGCCAGCCAAUGAAAGGAUGACUUCAUGUGAAUUUUGGUAAUGAUAAAUUGCACUCUGCUCAUCCAGUCAUGAAGUGUGUCUUUAAAUAGCCUACCAUAUUCCAGAUGAUGCUCCACAUUAUAUUAGUUUAUAAUUAUUAAGUUAUAAUACAUAGGCUGUUCAGACUUUGGUGCGACUAGUUUCUUUUUUUUUGGAAUUUCAGCCUCUUGACUGGUGGUUUUCCAGCUGGUGAUGAAGUCCUUCAUUGGUCACAUGUGAAGUUACUGAGAACAAAGAUGGAAAAUUGUGAUACUGUGAAACUAGUGAUUUUUUUUUCUGUUCUUGGAAAAUGAAUGACGUGGUCCUGUGUGAUGGCUGUAGCCUGCAGUUACAGCUGCUAAAGGUCCUUUGAACAUGCUCUCUUUUUGUGGUUUAAACCUGUGUAAAUCCUCCUGUUGGUGCAUGAACUGUAAACUGGACCUCCUCUGCCUUUCAGAUUGUGCUGAUUUAAAGGGGACCUAUUAUGCUUAUUCUCAUGUUUAGUCCUGGACUCUAAUAGGGUCGCUUUGGAUGAUUUCCAGCUUAAAAUAAUCCUUGGAUGUCUUAUACUGGGUCUGACAGACUGUUCAAGCUCCUCCCCCUUGGAGGCCACCCUCCCUUUGAGCCAACUUUCCUCUGAUUGGCUGCCCCGCACAAGCAAUCUGGAUACCCUGGUGGGUGGGGCUUUUGUAGGCCUGAGAUGACUAUAUAAGGAGAUCCAAGCUUAUUAGAAAGUGUCUGAAAUCAGAAAUCGGGUUUAAUAUGAGCUUCCCUCACCAUAACACUAUAAAUUUAUAUGACAGAAAAUAAGGAAAAGCAUCAUAGGUCCCCUUUUAAGAGAAGAGAUCCUAAGAUUUCACUUAAUGCACAUAAAUAUAUGAGUUAUUUUUCAUUUAUUCAGGCCUUACAGUGACACAAAAAACACCUAUUAAGUUUGGACUUCCUUUGCACCAUGUUAUGUCUCACUGUACGGCAAAUAAGGGCCAAACAGUGUCCAUUUCAUGCUUGACUAACUAGCACAUUCUCAUAAUACUCACUCCUCCUUGUUUAUAAUCCUGCUGUAUUGUUAAAAUGCCUCUGAUUGGUUAACAUUCCACCAUAUCGGUGUUAGUCUCAGAGAAUGACAAUCAAGUAUGUCAUCAGUAAGUGCACUGCUGUAUUUCAGACUACACACCAACUUGUUGGAAUCCUUACUUAUAUACCUUCUGAUUCUAAGUAUAUAAGUAAGCAGACAUUAUCUUAUGUGUAAUGAAACUUAUAAUGUAUAUUAUUGCAUUUGCAUGUCAGGAUUUUGCAAUUUGCCUGAGCCCAACUGCAUCCCUACCAUGCUUACAUGCCAGCUCUUUGCUCUGUCAGCACUGAACCCUCCCCUCUUGGCUUUUAGUGAGCAGUCAAAGAAAAGGACUUCAGAGCAUUGAAAUGCAGCGCUGCUCUGCUCAGGGUGAGGGCUGCCAGGUUACUGUAGGACAAACUUUUGUCCCCUCCAAAAAUGUGACUGGGAAGCAAUGGAUUUUAAAAUUUUGAGCCACUUCUUUCCUUUAAUAUCUAAUGGUACUCUCUGGGAUGUUCUCUUUUAAUAAAAUCUAGUGUUUUCUUCUGGUACAUGAGCGAGCGUCACGGGCAUCACCGCAGCCUUGCAAAAAUGGCAUUUCUGACCCCAAACACGAUCUCUUUGUUCGGUGGACUCUGUUGACUGGAGGGCACGCGAUCCGCUGAAUGACACAAGAGUCUGCCAAGUGGGACUGGAACAAUGAGGUUGGCUGACAGAAGUGGCUGAUAUAUUCACAGGCAUGGCAAGAGCUUUGGAAAUGAAGACAACAAAAACCCAAAUUUCUUGAAUGGAUGGGAGAAGAAAUGAUGAGGUGCUGUCUUCUCCUUUUAUCAAAUUUGUGCAUUUUUUGGACAUCAUUUUUUUGGACAUGAGUUGCAGUGUUUCAUUAUCCUCUAGUCAUCCUGCAACACUGAACCUAACUGAGGCUAAAACCUACUCUUUUACUGUUGACCAUUCAAAUUCACAGCUUGAGUGGAGUUAUCCAUAUGAAAGGGGCAGGAGAGUGAAAAAUAGUAUCUGCUGGACAUGUAAAAUCCUCCUGCUGGCAAAGACGUUCUGGCAACAGGGAGUGGGUGGUCACAGCUUGUUUCUGCUGCCCCCAUGUGGCUAAAAAAGUUAUUGCAGGUGCAGUAUUCACCAUUAUGUUGGUCCUGGUUUACCUGUGAACAUUUUCUCUAUGCUGAAUGUUGGGCUUGCGAGUGGGACCUCAUCAUUUCUUUCAACCCUCCAGAAACAAAAGGCCUUUGCAGUGGAUUUACUACACUGCAUAACUUUGACACUGAAACGUUCUCACCCCAUCUUUCAAUAAGAGAUUGAAUGUAAAUGAGAGAUUAUGUAUGAUGAAGCAAGUUCUAAGACACUGGAUCAUACGAGUUUCUUCUUUCUUAAUAACCGGUCAUUUUAUAAUUGUGUUAAUGGUGCAUGCUAUUUCAUUUUAUUAGAGCCACAAUGUGGUGUUACAUUUCAGAUCUGCUGUAGAGUGUGGUGCGUGAACUGGAGUUAUUGGAAAGGCCAUUUUCAUGUUAUUCCAUGGCUACAGGGCAGCCAAAUUAAUAUUUUCAACAGUGUCACAAAUGGAAAGAUGAUUAUGUGUAAGUUUUAGAAUGAUAUUGUAGUUUUUGGAGAUAAUAUCAGGCUGCCAUGUACCACAGACCAGCAUGCAUUGAUUCUUCCUUAAAGCCAGGGAUUACUACACUUUGGAGUUAAUUACAUAAUUGCUUUAAAGUCAUAAUUACUUUAAAGAGAGCUCUCCCACACCGGUAGUUCUUUUGUACUUUCAGUAACAGUAUCCCAGACCUUAUUUGUUGGGAUCUCAUAUGAUGUAUGUGUAGGAAUCUGUGUUCUUUAAACCUGAACAGCAAGAGAGCUGGAGCAACAUAAAGGUCAUCAAAUCAAAAUUCAUAUACUAAAGGUUGAAAGAUGAAGAUGUAUUUUCUUGUAAAUAAAACAAUA